This is a messenger RNA of Penicillium arizonense, 1503 nucleotides long. RefSeq names its product transcription factor domain-containing protein. Lineage: Eukaryota; Fungi; Ascomycota; Eurotiomycetes; Eurotiales; Aspergillaceae. Gene Ontology annotation, biological process: DNA-templated transcription. Bases 1 to 1503 code for a protein of 500 amino acids. The transcript has 4 exons. Gene Ontology annotation, molecular function: zinc ion binding; DNA binding. The record is from RefSeq and is a predicted model, not a curated record.
AUGGCUAAUGUUCAACGUCAAAUUAUUGAGUUCCUACAAGAGGGAAUAUCCGACAGCUCGCCAAUUCACUGCUUGUUGUUUGCAAUUUACUACACAGCUGUGGUGGCCCUGACAACCGAAGAGUGCAAGAAAGCGCUCGGCUGUGACAGACCAACUUCACUACAAAGUUAUCGAAAGUCAAUCGAGACGGCUCUUGCCCAGGCAGACUACCAGAAAUCAACAGACAUAACCGUCCUACAAGCAUUUACCCUCUAUACUGUUUGCGGCAGGUUUGAUGCACAAGGCCCGGACAGCAAGAGUCUGACCAGAGUUGCCAUUACAAUAGCGUUUGAAAAUGGACUGAACGACGAGAAUUCAAACUCCAAUAUCGCACCAUUCGAAGCUGAAAUGCGACGUCGCCUUUGGUGGCAGAUCUUCAUCCUUGACGUUCGAAUGGCAGAAGAUGACAGGUCCGAGCCGCUCAUCUUGGAGUCACGGUUCCACAACAAAUUUCCAUCAAACCUUAGCGAUACAGAUCUUGACCCUGAUAUGAGUUGCAUCCCCAAAAACCAUCCUGCAAAGAGCGAGAUGUUGUUCAGUCUGGUUAGGCUUGAGGUCAGCUAUUUUACGCGCCUGGUAUCUUUCUCCGAUCAAUUUACCGAAAGAAAUUCAUACCCGACCAUGUCGACCUCAGAAAAAUGUGAAGCAAUUGAUCGGUUUAAAGAGCGGAUGGAGCGAGAAAACCUUUCGCAUUGCGACAUGUCUAUUCCUCUAGAUUUUGUCACUGCCGAGUCCACUCGUUUGAUCCUUGCCAAGCUCAGGCUCGCAGUGAGCAAGCCUCGAAAUAGAGAAAGCCAACAUGUGCUCAUUCAAGACAGCUUUCGUGAAAAUUGCGUGGAGAUUCUUGAGCGAACUAAAGCAAUGCGUCUCCAUGAACGGGGCAAUCUAUGGCUAUGGCUGUUUCAGACCUACAUUGAAUGGGAUAUCUUGACGUAUCUAUUUAUCAGCUUAUCUCUUUCUCCGUUGGGGCACAUGGCGGACGUGGCAUUGGCGGCUGCUGAAGAUAUUUAUCAAUAUUGGAACGGGAUGAGUGACUCUCGCGGAUGUUCACGCUGGACCCGUAUCAAAGAAUUUCAUGCUCAGGCUUUAGUCGCAAGGGAGAUGGCUAUAGCCAACCCUAGCUUGUUCGGGAUAUUACCGAAUGGAACAGAGCCGCUUGAAGACUGUGAAUCGAUGGCGACGGGAACUCACGAAGCCAUUACAUCAACCACCACUCAGCCUGGAGUAUCCGGCCCUAUCCUUUCACCAGAAGUAUGUGUCUCUCCAUUAGUCGGGCGACCAGAGUCAUCGAUGGAGCCUGAACAACGUUUCGCUCAGAUGCAUGGACGCCAGAAUACACAAACAUCUGAAGAGACUUCGGAUAUUCCUAGCUCCGGUACAGCUUGUCAGUGGAGCAAGGCACUCUUUGAAAGCUAUCUUGAAAUCCUUGACUCGGAGCAGGAAGGGGCUAUAUCAUGGUUCUGA